AUGGAUGAAGAAGAUUCUUACUCUCAAUCUCAAGAAUUAGAAGUUUUAAAAUCAAUCUAUGGUGAUGAUUUUUUCUCUCAAAUGGAAUAUUAUGAAAAUGAUAUUCAUAACCAUAGUAAUGAAAAUUAUAGUAGUGGUUGUAGUGGAAGUGAAGAUGAAGAUUUAGAAGAUAAACAUUCUCAAAACAAAACUUCAACUACAACUACAACCACUACCACCACAACAACAACUACAACAACAACAACAACUACUACUACAACUUCAUCAUAUAAUGAUGAUGAUAAUAAUAAUAACUAUAAUGAUUAUGAAGAUGAUGAUGAUGAUGAUAGUUUUGAUGAAAAAUAUAAAUAUAACAUAAAAAUUAAAAUUGAUUUACCAAAUGAAUAUAAAAUUAAAAUUAAAGAUGAAGAAUUAGAAUAUCCAAUAGUAUGUUUACCAUCAAUUAAUCUUGGAUUUAUUUAUCCAAAAGGAUAUCCAAGUAAAAGAGCACCAAUCAUUACAUUAUCAUCAUGUUGGUUAACAUUGAAACAAAUGAAAUCAUUAUUGGAUGAAUUAAUAAAUAAUCAAUGGGAGUGUGGAGAAUUGGUAAUUUUUAAAUAUGUAGAUUGGUUAAAAACAAAUUUGGUCGAUUAUUUAGGAUUAAGAGAAUCAUUGACAUUAGAUGGUGAACCAAUUGAUUUCGAGAGUGAAUUAUGGGAUCAAGGUGUAUCAUGGGAUCAUGAAGCUGAUUGGCAAUCGAUGCAAAAUGCAAUUCCAAUGUUAAGAUCAUACAAUUCACAUGAAGGUAAAAGAAUAUUUGAUCAACAGUAUCAUUGUUGUUUAAUUUGUGAUCAUGAAGGUUGUGGUCAAACUGAUUUCACUCAAAUAUCAACAUGUGCUCAUUUCACUUGUAAUGAAUGUAUAGCUAGUAUUAUCAAUGUAAAUUUAAGUAGUGGUCAAUUGGCAUCAAUUAAAUGUCCAACACUUGGUUGUAAACAGUUGUUGGAUCUUUCAAUCAUUAGAAAGUAUGUUUCAUCCGAUCAAGAUUACAAUAGAUAUCAAGAUUAUUUAAAACAACAAAGAGGUUUAGUAAAAUGUUUAAGAUGUCCUGAUGGUUGGAGUUUUGUUGAUAACUUAACAAGAUCAACCUUUUGUUCAACUUGUUAUUACUCAUUUUGUUUAUUUUGUCGUAAUCAAUUUCAUCCUGGUGUAAAUUGUGAUGAUAACAAUGCAAAAAGAGGUGACAAUAAUAAUAGAAUCGAUAGAAAUAAUCCAACUGGUCUUGGUUUAAUUAGAAUUUGUCCAACUUGUGGUUGUUUAAUUACCAAAUCUGAAGGUUGUAAUAAAAUGACUUGUUCAAAUUGCUCAACUCGUUUUUGUUGGCUUUGUUUGAAAGCAAACAUUGACUAUAACCAUUUCGGUUUACGUUGUGAACUCUUUCAAUUCACCCCUUCAAGAAUUAACCAUGCCAAUAGAAUCGUUAACAGUGGUGUUGUCGAUGCUACAACCGUUUGUAGAUGUAAACAACUUCUUUAUCGUCAUUCAGGUUCAAAUACAGUGGUUUGUCGUAAUUGUGAUGCUACCUAUUGCUUCCUUUGUAAAACUAAAAUUAAAGGUACAAGACAUUUUAUGAAUAGUGAUACUUGUACUCAAAAUGGAAAUCCUAAAACUUUUAAACCUGAUAAAUCUUAUGUAUUUUAUAAUUUAUCAAAUAAUGAAACAAUUACACCAGAAAUUAAAUCUAAAAAAGAUUAUUAUAUUUUUGAAGGUUUAAUUAUAAAAAGAUGA
Messenger RNA from Dictyostelium discoideum AX4, 1767 nucleotides. RefSeq lists its product as hypothetical. The transcript has 2 exons. Gene Ontology annotation, molecular function: ubiquitin protein ligase activity; ubiquitin-protein transferase activity; zinc ion binding. The coding region runs from base 1 to 1767 and encodes 588 amino acids. Lineage: Eukaryota; Evosea; Eumycetozoa; Dictyosteliales; Dictyosteliaceae. The record is from RefSeq and is a predicted model, not a curated record. Gene Ontology annotation, biological process: protein ubiquitination.